CUGAAACUAUGUAACCAACAGUGACGAACAACGCGUUUCUUUUACAGUUAAUUUAUAUUACUAAUGAUCUGUUGGAAUUUGUGAAACGAUGAGACGACUUUCAGUUAUUUAAAAUUUUCAACAUUUUUUCGUAGCUGAGAAAACUGUCUUCUUUCUACUUAAUAAUACCAUUAUGUCGGGAACAAAGGGUGAUAUUAAUAAAGAUGAUAAUCUAAGGAGGCAAGGUUCAUUUAGGAAAUUAUUGCCUUUGAAUGCAAACGGAGAUUCUCAGCUGAGUAUGUCCGUGAAAAUGAUCGAUAGGCCAACUGUACCGCAAACUAAUAAGGAACAUGCGAUUUAUUUGCAAGAGUAUCAUAUUUUAUCAGAAUAUAACAUGUUAUGUUCACAAGAUCUGAAAGGCAUUUAUGUGAUACCAUCUGCUCAAAAUUCCUUGUUAUGGCUUGGAGUACAAUUUGUGCGGCAAGGAAUGUAUCAAGGAGGAAUCUUUAGAUUCACCAUUACACUGCCACAAACUUUCCCAGAUGGAGGAUGUCCUAAAGUUAUGUUUCAAACUCCAGUUUUUCAUCCUUUGAUUGACCCCGAAUCUGGAGAGCUAUGCACUUCAUGGGGAUUUCCUGAAUGGAGAAAAAGCAAUAGAAUUUGGCAACUGAUACAAUUUAUAACGAAAAUACUGGCAAAAGUAGAUAUUAAAAUGAAUCCUGUAAAUCAUGAAGCAACUAAUUUGUUGGAGAAUAACUUUGAAGCGUUCCGAGAUCGUGUAAAAAGAUGCGUGAGGGACAGUUUAAACAAAGUUUACAAUCCGCCGAUAUUGGACGAUCCUCACUACAUUACCUUUAGUCCGUAUGUCGAUGAACUUCACGACUCCGUCAAGCGAGAAAUUUACGAGCGCAAGGAAGAAGAAGAAAAUAAAGUGCUUGGUUUAUCCUGGGUACAAUCGGGAUCGUUACAGCCGUUCUCGAAACCUGAAGCAAGAUAAUAGGUAAACUUCAGUACAUACAUAGAAAAUGUAAUAACGAAACUACACACGUCCUUAGAAAAUAAGAGAGUUGUACAUUUUACUAAUGCAGGGGAUAAAUUAUAAUGUAUUUUUGUAUUAGUCCAAUAUGACAAAUUAUUUUGCGAUUAUUAUGGUUUUCAACACA
Messenger RNA from Habropoda laboriosa, 1142 nucleotides. RefSeq names its product AKT-interacting protein-like. The transcript is spliced from 7 exons. The record is from RefSeq and is a predicted model, not a curated record. NCBI's taxonomy places the organism in Eukaryota, Metazoa, Arthropoda, Insecta, Hymenoptera, Apidae. The coding region runs from base 173 to 976 and encodes 267 amino acids.